AUGAGUAACUCAAGAAAAGAAUUUCUGGUUGCUUUAUAUACAAGUCAGUCCAAUGUUCCUGUUAAUGAGUUCAUUAUUGAUAAACUUAAAUCUAUUAAUAAUUAUCAGCCUGAAUACAACUUGCAGGCUGGAGAUUUGAAAUUUGUUCGAGCACGAAAUCCAGAUUCACUGAACAAACUCAUUACAAUAUCUUCAGUAUCUGGUACACCGCCAUUUAUUGCUGCCUCUUGUCAAAGAAGUUACGCAGAAAAUUUAUAUAAUUCAUUUUCAGAUUUUUCUCAAUAUGUUCAAGGUGAUCUUGUAGAUUUUUCCAAAGUUAAUACGAAAGAACCAUUCUUUAUUGUUGGUCAGUACUUGUUAUUUUUAGCAGCCCGAUUUUGCUGGAAAUCAGGUGUCAUUGAAAACAUCCGCAGAAUCAGUUUCGCAAAUAAGAAACUCCAAAAUACAAUUUUAGCAAAAGGAAUCAAAAAUUACUUUCCAAACGUCGAAUUUGUUCAAUUUGCAAGAAACAACAUCAAAAGUCCGAAACAAAUAGGAACUGAUGUUACCUACAUAUUUGAUGAAGAUGAUGAACGAUUUACAGGAGUUCCUCAAUUUAAUGAGUAUAUUCCUUAUCCAAAGCCUCCACCAGCCUACGAAUACAUUAACGAUAUACCAGUGAACUCAUUCCAGCCUCUUGAAGUUGUUGGAGGCGAUUAUACUUACCAUGAUCCGGAAUCUCAAAUUACUUACGAAGAUUAUAAAGCAAAAGUAGUUUAUCCAGAUGAUGAUCCACUAUAUGACUUUUUGUGCAGAUAUGUACAGUCUCUUCAAGAUAAUAUCGAAAGAAUUUCGAGAUAUUACUCUGAAACAGCUGUUUUCUCAAUGCAUAUUGAUGAUUCACCUCCGGAAUCACCUUUGCAGAGAUAUGCUCGCUUUUCAAGGAACAUGGUUCAAUCUUUAGACACAGAUUACCUUUGCCAAGGCCUAGACCAAAUCAAUGAUGCAUAUAAUAUAUUAUUCCCUGCAGGAAUAAGGAAUAAAGUAACAGAUCUGAGAAUUGUCCCAUUAUACAAAGGAUUAUUCGCAAUCGCGAUGUCAGGAGUAUUAACUAAUGAAUAUGAUGAACUAUUAUUGUUUGAAAAGUCAAUGAGCAUUGGUAUAGAAGGAAAUACUGUUUUAAUUACAAAUGAUCAUUUAUUCCUUCAUGAAGAAAAAUAA
Trichomonas vaginalis G3 is the source of this 1200-nucleotide messenger RNA. Its product is annotated as NTF2-like family. Lineage: Eukaryota; Parabasalia; Trichomonadida; Trichomonadidae. Bases 1 to 1200 code for a protein of 399 amino acids. The record is from RefSeq and is a predicted model, not a curated record. The transcript has a single exon.